AUGGUUUGGGUAGAUGAAAGGGUGUUGUUGUUUUUGAGUGGUGAGGUUGGUUGUUGGUUGUUGGUUGUUGUUGUUUGCAGUGAGAUGGUCAACAGCCAGACACUCUCUUUGGAGUUGAAGUGUGGUCAAGAGGAGCAAAAAGUUGAUGAAGGGAGAGGGAAGGGCGGAAGGCCGAAGAAGGAAACGGGGGCGAGGGCCACACUCCAUCCGGAGUAUCCACACCACAGCGUGGCGGUGUCUGAUUUGAUAUGCAUCCCCCCAUUCUGGAGCUUCAAACGCCAUUUAUUACGUAAUCAUCCUCACCCAUUAUGGUGCAAUCUCCGGGUCACACUCGACCGGGGUCGGGGGUUUCUCCCUUGGGACGGGGGGGAUGACUUGUUUAACUUGGGCUUGCUUUUUUUCAAACCUGCAAGCAAGUCACACUAUGCAACCCUACAACAGAAUUGA
This is a messenger RNA of Puccinia graminis f. sp. tritici CRL 75-36-700-3, 447 nucleotides long. RefSeq lists its product as uncharacterized. NCBI's taxonomy places the organism in Eukaryota, Fungi, Basidiomycota, Pucciniomycetes, Pucciniales, Pucciniaceae. The transcript has 2 exons. The coding region runs from base 1 to 447 and encodes 148 amino acids. The record is from RefSeq and is a predicted model, not a curated record.